Electrophorus electricus (electric eel) is the source of this 702-nucleotide messenger RNA. Lineage: Eukaryota; Metazoa; Chordata; Actinopteri; Gymnotiformes; Gymnotidae. The record is from RefSeq and is a predicted model, not a curated record.
AUGGUACCGGUGGCCCUUCUGGCCAUCCUGCUGGUCGCUUGCCCGCUCGGAAAGCUGCUCGGAAAGCCGCUCCAUCGCUCCCCAGGGGAUCCUGGGUGGGACCAGGCCUCUCCGAACAUCGUUCUGAGCAGCAGCAGGUGUAAGCGGGAGACGCUGCAGAGCGUCCGAAAGGUCAUCCUGGAUUCUCUGAGUCUGCAGGCUGAGCCGCACGUGUCUGUUCCUGGGAUGACGUGCCUCAGGGAUCAGUGGAAAGCUGUUUUUGAAGGCCCUGGUCGAGCCAUCCCCUUGCAACCAAACAUUCCUGGCAGUAUGAGGUCCUCUGAGCCUCUCAGUCCAGGGAACUCCACAGCCCCCAUGUGCUGCAAGCUGACCUCUCAGAUCUUCAUUAGAGAUCUGGGCUGGGACCAAUGGAUCAUCUACCCAGAGAGCUUUACCUACACCCGCUGCAGUCCGUGUGACCCCCGGAUGGACCCGAGCGUCUUUCACUGUGCAGAAGACAGUCUCACCAACCAUAAGCCCCUGGCACAGAACCUUUUCUCCGCUUGCAUGCUAAUGUCUUCCUUCCUUCAGAUGCCGUGCUGUGAGUCGACCUACUAUGAACUCCUACCGUUCCUCUACCUGGACGCAACAAGCGCGCUCGUCAUCACCUCGGUACCCAUGACCCGCGAGUGUGGCUGCCGACCUGUGACCCUAGGCCCUUAA